This is a messenger RNA of Guyanagaster necrorhizus, 1166 nucleotides long. RefSeq lists its product as uncharacterized. The record is from RefSeq and is a predicted model, not a curated record. Bases 247 to 837 code for a protein of 196 amino acids. The transcript has a single exon. NCBI's taxonomy places the organism in Eukaryota, Fungi, Basidiomycota, Agaricomycetes, Agaricales, Physalacriaceae.
ACCAUGCGUCCGCUGCUGCUGCCGGAAGGAGAACACCUGUGAUACAUUCACUGGUAAUAAUACUCUUCUUCCAUUCAAAGUCCAUCCCGUCAUUAGCGUGCAGGCUAAUCAACUCGCGUACCUAGCAAAGGAAGAUUUUCGUACCCGAACCAAGUAGCGCUCUAUCCACGGUCAGAUUGAAAUAUCAAGGGCACUUGUCCAAUCUCUUUUGACGUUAUUGUUAAUUAUCGAUAUGUACUAACACUCAUGUCGAUAUCCCGAAUCGGACAUCAAUAUCAAUAUGGUGUCCUGAGUUAUUAUCUCACUCCGCCACCGCGCCCCGACUCGCAAACCACCCCCGCAUCUGCCAUUCGGCAACUUCCUGAUGAACUUGGUUCGUUCAUACAGAGGCCUGAUAUCGAGGACGAGUUCAGAUUUAGUCUCGAUCGGGCGACUCUCCGCUCCGGAGUCAUCACAUAUUUGCCAUCCACAAAAUUAAAUGAUCUUUGGCCAUUUAUCGGACCUAUUAAGCGAUCGCUACAUCUCCACUUUUUUUUUCGCAUUUUAGAAGGAGCCUUUCGUCCGGAGUCAUCCAGGAUUCUAUUGCAUCACAUUAACCUCACUCUCGGACCGAACUCCAUUCUUCGAAUGAAAGACGACGAUUCUCCGCAACAGGCCAUUCUGUGUCUCCGUCAAGCCAACGGAAAUUCAUUUCAAGAUUCGGAUCCACUCAUCCGGACAAUUUCUCUGCGCGGUUACGGAUCACCUACAAGCAUUUUGGCACUCCCUCCCUUGAAGUCAAAUGACUUGGGUCUUGAGUAUAUGUUUAUUCCCGCUGCCAUAUCCAUAUCUUUGUGAUUACACCACCUGACCUGCAUCAAUCUACCGCUGCUGCGUGGUUUGCGUGAUGGGUUCUUGGACGCCACUUAAAAUUCACGGAAUGUGUAGUCGGACCGUCUGGCAAAACUGUACAGUGUUCAAUACCAUUCAGAUGUUCGGUGUAUCGAGGAAGACUCGCCCGAUCGGUAUUCAAAGUCCGAAAGGAUAAAAUCUCGACCGGCUGCUAAUGGGCAAGAAACGGUCACAGGAGGAAUAAUGCAAUCGCCUCAUGACGUCAUGUCUCCUACUUGGCUUCUUCCUCAAAGGUGAGCAAGCCUUUCAGUGUGUCUGAGAUAUUUGGUUGAGAC